This is a messenger RNA of Closterium sp. Naga37s-1, 3789 nucleotides long. The record is from the annotation of a GenBank genome assembly. Lineage: Eukaryota; Viridiplantae; Streptophyta; Zygnematophyceae; Desmidiales; Closteriaceae.
AUGUGCAAGCCGCCACAGUUGGAGAGGGCCGCAGCGUGCUACCUGCAGGCCGGAAAGGCCUCAGAUGCUGCCGAGUGUCUGGCCCAGGCGUGGCUUGUGGAACGGGCACUAGCUGCGUGCUCACAAGCCAGGCUCUACAACCUAGGCCUCUCGCUCAUUCAUUCCUGGCAGGCGCAGAUUGCAGACGGGCUGUGCAGCGUUCUAAAAUCUGCAAGGGAGGACAGUUCUGUGAGUGCUCCCAUGAAAGGGGAUGAUUGGAAGAUGCGGCAGGAGCUGGUCACAGGGCUGAGUUCUGCUUUCCUCCACGACGCUGCAAAAUUCUUCUAUCGGAAGAAGGAGAGGGGCAAGAUGAUGAAGUACGUUCUCCAGUUCCCUGCCGCAGCAGAGAAGCGGCGGUUCUUGGAGAGAAGAGACUUGUUUGAGGAGCUGUUGCAAGUCGAGGUGGCUGAGGGGAACUUUGAGCGGGCAGCCGCAGCGAGACUGAAGAAGGGCGAUAUGUUGGGUGCAGCUGAAAUUUUUGUUCAGCAGAAGAUGUGGGGCAGGGCGUUUGAAUGUGCAAUGGAAGCUGCCCGUGUUGCCGGCAUGUGGGCGAAUGGGAACAACGGGUGGCCCCUGAAUAGCAGCAGCAGCAGCAGUGCGAGGAGGGAGGAAGGUGAGGAUGAGGAAGAGGAGGAGGAGGAGGAGGAUGUGGGUGAAUGCACACGGGUGAACACAGGUGGGAAUGGUUGGAGCUGGAAGUCAGAAGUGAGGAAAUGGAUUAGAAAGGGAGCAGCAGCAGGAGUUGAGGGAGUUGGAGAAGAAGGUCAGAAGAGCAGCAAGGGAAGGAGCAGGAAUGCAUUGGAGCUGGCCGUUGCCAUCUGGCUGACACAGGAGGAGGCAUCGGUGUGCAGGGGUACAGGUUCGGUAGCAGCAUAUGGAGUAAGGGAAGGGAGGAGAGGAUUUGGGAAGGAAGCGGGGUGUUUGGCUCGGAGUGAGCAAGUGGGGAGUGCAGUGCAGGGGGAAGGAGCAAGGGAAUGGGAGAGCGAGGUGGACGCAGAGCAGGGGUUGGAGGCUCUGACCUUAUUGCUGCUGCGCAAGAGGAUUCAGCGAAGGGAUGACAUUGGGGACAUAAAAACAUUGUGGUGCCGGCUGACGGGUUGGGGAGGGGGGCGAAGCAUUGCCGCUGAAGUGCUGUGCAGCUGGAAGGCUCUGGAGCUGAGCCUGGAGAAAUUCAACACCUUUCUUUUGCACACCUUCUCCUCCCUUUCCUCUGCCUCUUCCCUCACAAGCACCACUUCCCCACUGCCGAACACGGAGCGUCUCCCUAGCUGGCUCCCAACGCAGCGCCAUCGACAGGCAGUGCAAGCCAGCCCAGGAGAUUGGUGUAUCGGAGGAGGCGGACCACAGGAGAUACAGCAGGUGCAGCAAGGUGAGAGGAGGAGCGAGGAGGCGACGGAUGAAUCCUGGCCAGGCCUGCUCCAGCAGCUGGGGGUGCUGGUGGGGGAGGUGCAGCGCUGGUGGGGUGAGUGGAGUGAGAGGGUUGUGCAAAUGGUGGCGGCGUUGCAACGGCUGCGCAGGAGGAGGGAGGUGCCGGCAGAUCAGCCCUGGCUAAAUGCAGCCUUCCAUUUGCUUGCCGCCACACCCCCCACUGCCUCCGGUACAGCAGAGGGUGUGUCUACUGCAGCUCAUACUGCACCUCCUGCCUUGGAUUCGCCGUCACACUCCAUCCUGGUGGGUCUGUCCAGUUCUGCCUGGCUUCUGCCCGUGCGUGCUGCUGUGACCCGCCUGCCCAAUCAGGGCACUCGUGGGGAGGUAGCGAGGGAGGCUGCAGCUGAGGCAGGUGCCAUAUUCUGGGCCAGGCAGGUAGCAACGAUGGUGCAAGGCUGCCUGCAGGCCUUGGAUUUAGCCUUGUGCCGGACAAGCAUGGUGUUGCAGCAGAUGGGGCAUGGGAAUGAACUGCUGCAGCAAGGAGUGGGACAGCUGACAGGUCGGGUGACCCAGGGAGGAUUCCAGAUCCAAAAAAAUCAGCAGCAGCAGCAGCAGCAGGGAAGCGGCGAUCGGGACGCGAUAUCUCGAGCAUCGGUACUGCGUCUGCAGUGCGAGUGGCUCGUGCAGUGCCUUGAGAUGCUGGAACGAGCCCUGCAGUGCUGCAAUGGCCGUAGGAAGAGCUGUCAACGGCCCCACAGUCACUUAAAAACUCACAUCUCCAGUGCUGCUGACCGCGCUGCAGAGAAAGUGGGAAAUGACCGAAAGUCGGAGGAGGCACGAGAGCUGGAGGGCGCUGCAAGCAUGUUGGAGAGGCUGCGGGACGGCCUUGCUCGGCGCCUGCUGCAGCAUGUGAUGCCGGUGGGCGCUCCCCUUCCCCGUGACACAGCGCUGCUGGCUGCGGAGGUGCGAGCACAGGAGAGCACUUGCUUCGUGCUGCACUGCUGGGCUCUCAGGCUGCUUGCUCAAUGCGUGGAUGGAGCAACACGUCAGGACGCGGUCACGCGGGUCAAGGAAGGGGUCCUGUGGGGUUCAAAUGGGAUGUGGUCUGACAUGCAGGAGCCUGUGCUUCUGGCUCUCUUGGGUGACUUGCUGCUAGUGCUGCCGCUGUUGGGCCUCCGAUGGGUCCACAGGUACGGCGGGGAGCUGCUGCAGAGGCAGUCCAGCCUGCAUCCUGUGCACGCUGCUGUGCUGAGAGCAGUGGUGCAUGAAGAUGCCGUCCGGUUGUUCCUUGAGCAGCCGCACAGCCAUGGCGCUGCCAUCACUCUUGCCAGCACUGAGUGGGUGGCUGCUCUCCUGCAGGCGCUCCCUAGCCGCAACCUGGGCCAACCAAGCGACGAGGCCCCCGUCCCUCUCACUGCUGCUGUGUACGUGCUUGAAAGGGAAGUGACUUACGUGUGUGCGGCCAUCACCAAGCUCCGAAACUUCAUCAUCCCCACCUCCCUUGCGGCACUCCACCUGGAUAACCACCGCGCCUCUGCUCUCUGCACCCUCCUGCUCCAGUCACCACCGUGCAAAAUCCCUCCAGGCCACGACCAUCAGCUUAAAGCCCAGCUGACUUGCCUGCAUGUGCUUAUCAAGUCCCUUCUUCAGCAGCAAGGCGCAUUACAGCAGCGGAGGUGGUCCAGCUCUGAGGCUCCUGCGCUAUUUCUCCGUCUCCUCACCCUCCUCAUUGCUUCAUCAGCCAAUGGCCAGGAGGAUCAGGAGGAGGAGGUGGAAGAGGAAAAUGUUGAUUUGGAGAAGAUGGAUAAGGAAGAGGGGAUUGAGGAUGUUGAUGCUGUUUUGGGGGAGGAGGGAGGGUAUAAGAGAGGGUCUGGGGACGAGGGGGAGGGAGAUGAGCGAGAGGAGGUGGACGGAGUGAAGAUUGCUGUUCGUGUCACUGCAACCUUAAGGCAGCUCCUUCUAGAGGUAAGCACACCAGUGAGGGGAAGGAAGGACCACGGGGAAGGGAAAGGGGGGUGUGGCUGUAAUGCUAGGGAACGUCUUCAGCAGGAGUUGCCACCACUGGAGAGGAGCCGCAGGGAGGCCAAGAGGGGCCUCAGUGUGUUACUGCAGGCGCGCAGCAAGGCUGUGAGGAAGUUCUACAUAAAGGGGUUUUUGGACCACGCCUCUCCCCUUGAGGUGAAAGCAUCGGCAUUUCUUGCCCUUGUGCACAGCGCUGUGCUAGCCGUGAAGGCUCGCCUCAGCACAGUGCAUGUCUCAUCAUCGGAGGAGCAGGUUGAGAGGGAUGAGCAGUUGCUGGACGCCGCAACAGAUGCUGCAGAGGAGCUCAAGGCUGCCGUGGCUGUACUGAACCAUGCGUAUGUGAUGAAGCACAAGAUGUAG